This is a messenger RNA of Paramecium tetraurelia, 366 nucleotides long. RefSeq lists its product as uncharacterized. Lineage: Eukaryota; Ciliophora; Oligohymenophorea; Peniculida; Parameciidae. The transcript is spliced from 2 exons. The record is from RefSeq and is a predicted model, not a curated record.
AUGGAAAGUCAUGAAAAUUACAGAAGUUACCACUCUGAUAACUCUAGUUUUUUUGAACCUAAGUAUUUCUUAAUGUUCAUGAUAUUGUUGUUCGUCCCUUAUUUUCUUUGGAAAAAUAGCAAUACUAAAUAAGAGCCAAUAAAAGAUAAAGUUUGGAAAAAGUUUGCAUUUUCCUAUUAAGAUAUGAUGAAUACAUUUGAUCAAACUGAUAGGGAACUUCUAAAAAAUACUUUUCAUAAUACAAUCUUUAAUACAAAACCAUCUCUUGUUACCAAAGAUGUGAGAAAACUCAAUAAAAAAAAACUCAGCGUGUAAUUUGAUUUAAAUAAGAAUGUAACGCAUUUGUUUCAAUAUAAUGGUUGUUGA